AGCACCAGUAUGAGAGGGAAAAAGAAGAGGAGACAGGAGGACCAGGAAGAGCUGAUGAGCUCACAUUUACCUCAAAGAUCAUAAUAAUACCAUCAUGGACAACUUCUCCUGGGACUUAGCCUCAUCUUCCCAGAUGGGAAUGACAAGAUACAUAAGCCUUGACCAACAGUAUUCUCAAGCCUGUGCUGAACUGAAACAGCCUGAGAACCCAUACAUAGCUCAUAUUCUACGAGACGUGAAGCGGGAUGAUGAAGCGCUGGCAAAAAAGCUGAUGAUAAAAAUAGCUGGGAAUAACCGCUUGGUACCUGUGCAGAAAGUGACUGAUGGUGAUUUUCAGAUCCUUGCAGCUGUAUUUACAAACAAUGCAUUUCUUACAGGACUGGACCUGAGGUAUAACCUAUUAACUGAUGCUGGUGCAGUAUAUGUUGCAGCUUUCCUCCAGGAUAAUCGCACUUUACUUUACCUCAAUCUGAUGUUUAAUGAUAUUGGUACCAUUGGGGCAGAAUUCAUAGCAAAAGCCCUGCAUAGGAAUGAAACCCUGCUUUAUCUCAGAAUGACUGGCAACAAGAUCGACAACAAGGGAGGAAUGUAUUUUGCAGCAAUGAUGCAGGUUAACAACACAAUACAGAAGUUAGAUUUUGGAGACUGUGACCUGGGCACACAGAGUCUCAUAGCUUUAGCAACAGUUCUGAAUCAUAACGAAUCAAUCAAAGCCAUAAAUCUGAACCGGCCGAUACUAUACAGCCAAGAGGAAGAGACCACUGUCCACAUAGCCCUCAUGCUGAAUGUAAACAGCACCCUUGUUGAAUUGCAUUUGUGUAAGCAUGAAAUGAAAAAUUUUGGUGUUGAACGCCUGUGUGAUGCAUUAUACGCAAACACCACCCUUCGAUAUCUUGACCUCAGCUGCAACAAAAUUACUCGAGAUGGUGUCAGAUUUCUGGGACAGUUGUUGGAAAGGAACAAUACCCUGGAAAUCCUGGAUCUUAACUUUAACAGGAUAGAAAACGAUGGUGCUUUCUAUCUGAGCGAGGCACUGACUACACAUAACCGGACCCUUCAAGCGUUAGCAGUGACAAACAAUAGCAUAACUGGGGAAGGAUUGGUUGCCCUUUCAGAGUCAAUGAAAAUAAAUCCCGUCCUUUCCUAUAUCUAUAUAUGGGGAAAUAAAUUUGAUGAUGCCACCUGCGAGGCAUUUGCGGAAUUACUUAAAAGUGGUCGCCUGAAGCCAACUGGGACAGAUGUCGAGCCAUAUGAAGUGGAUGGGAAGAUAUACCUUGCUGAACUCUCCCAUGGCCUUAAAAAGCAUUACUAUUGGACUCCAAGUUACGGAGACCCUGAAAGCAAAGAAGCCAAUGCUUCUCUGGCAAUAGAUCCUGUUACUGAAAACCUGUGAAUAGCAUCUUGAGAUUUUAAAUAUACAGUAUAUAUAUAUAUAUAUAUAUGUAAUUUGUGUAUCACUCUUAAAUCAAUUACAUACAGUUAUUUGCAAAACUUGUGUUACCAAGUUUUGAGCCAUCAUCUACAUAUCAAAUCAAACUAGGAAAUUGCUUUGAUCCUACAUUUGAGUCCUAAUCCAGCAAACGUUGGUUAUAAUUUAAGCCUCAUUGACAGCAGUGGAACUGAAGUUAGUUUUGACUAAUUUGUUCCAUUGUGUUUGAUAGAUGUUCAUCAAUCUAAACGUUUAAAACUAUUAGCACUGCAGGGAUCAAGAUUUAAUGUGAUGAUAUAAAGCAUCAUUUUUGAGAUUUUUAGAAGUGUAUGAGUACUCAAUAAGUACUUUGAAAAUAAAACAGCAGUCCUUGGCAUGUUUACUUAGAAAUAACCUGCCCUGAAUCAAUAUGUUUUACCAUAAUCAACAGGAAUCCACUAGAAGUGCUUUUCAAAUGGGGGGUUUAUUCACACUAACAAAUUUCUCAGUGAAAGAACUGAAACAGGAAAGAGAAGCAAGUUGUAUCAGCAGAAUUAGAUUUGUGGAUCAUGGUUUAUAGACAAAACAUUAUUGUAAAAAAUAAAAUCUUCUAGAUACUCUAAAUUACAAACAAAAAUUAUUAACUACUUAGAUAUCAUGUAACCAUGGAAGAAGCCCUGCUCUGAUCUGUAAAUCUCAGUUGUAAUGAGUUUUAUAUAUUAAAAGACACUGGCUAGAUUCAGCUCCAGUGGUGCUUGGCAUGCAUCUAGAUUCAAAGCAUGUAUCAUAUUCCUCUUUAUCUGUCCUGGAAACCCAUUCUCUUAUUUCUAUUUUUGACUUCAUGGCUCUAAUCAGGAAUACAAAAAUCAGCCUUCUACAAGCUCCAAGGCUACUAAAAGGGAUUCCUCUGUAACUUUCUUUGCUUUCUUAACCAUCUAUUCCUCUGCACCAAACUGUUUGCUUACCUAUGAACUGGCUCAUAUGUGGGCAGAUUAUCAGUUAAUUUUGCAGUCCUUGAUUUCCUGAAUAUGUGCACAAUGCACUGAAAAGCACCUUAUUUGUGACACCAGGAACAUUCCAGUUCUUGGAAUACAGCAGUAAAGUGCAAUACUUCCUUCUUGCCUGUCAGUUAGCAGUUGCAAUUGCAUACCACAUUGUGUGAAACAGAUCAACUCUUAACAGCUCAAAUAAACAUCCUUCUCACUUUUAAAUUGCAGAGGGUUUUCCCCUCCAGUUUUCCCAGUUUGUUGUAUAUCAGCAAUAACUUAAUUUCUCAUUUUCAAAAGAGUAUGCAUUUCAUUGAUUUAGUUUUCCCUGGUCUUGGCAACAGUGUUAAAACAGAAUUACCUGUAGCAGUCAAAGUAAUAAAAGAAGAUGGCACUUCAUUGGUGAAAGACAUUA
Molecule: messenger RNA, 2809 nt
Organism: Sceloporus undulatus (fence lizard)
Lineage: Eukaryota; Metazoa; Chordata; Lepidosauria; Squamata; Phrynosomatidae
Gene: LRRC34
Product: leucine rich repeat containing 34
Exons: 11
Coding region: 95-1393 (432 amino acids)
Molecular function (GO): protein binding
Source: RefSeq, a predicted model, not a curated record